Messenger RNA from Mesocricetus auratus (golden hamster), 1132 nucleotides. RefSeq names its product mitochondrial import inner membrane translocase subunit Tim9. The record is from RefSeq and is a predicted model, not a curated record. Lineage: Eukaryota; Metazoa; Chordata; Mammalia; Rodentia; Cricetidae.
AUGGAUGCAUAGAUACCAGAAUCUGACCAGAUAAAACAUUUUAAGGAGUUCCUGGAAACCUACAAUAAAUAAUUAACAGAAACCUGCUUUUUGAGCUGUGUUAAAGACUUCACAACAGAAGAGUUGAAACCUGAAGAGGUUUCCUGUUGAGAACACACUACAGAAAUAUUUAAAAUGACACAGAGAAUGUCCAUGAGAUUUCUGGACCAUCAUGAGCAGAAUGAAGCCAAAGCAGGACUCUUGGGCCAGCCCCGGUAGAGGAGUCCUGAGGCCCAGACUUGCUGAAAGGAUUGCCAGCAGCUGUUGCACUGGAAAUGAGGGAUCUUCUAGGAAGAUCUCUUGAAGCACAGCAGGAGUGGUGGUAAGCCAUUUGUCGUGACUACCUGAUCAAUGGAAACUACUGGAGAAGCAAAAACCACUCUUUACCAGAAAGAAAACAGAAGGCCUUACUGUUGAGUGAAAAUGGUAUGCAGCAUUGUUGAGGCCUUAAGAUUCAGCAGUGUGGUCACCUUGAUUACAAAAAUAAACCACUGUUCCUUUCUUUGUGACUGCUAAUCUUAAAGGCAAAAGAUAUGUCCAACCAUGUAUGGAAAGAAAAAAAUUAUUACUAAAAGUAAAAUAAAUGAAAAUAUCACUGAAAAGCAAAGAAAAGAAAAGAAAGCAGCUUAGGAGGAGAUGGCCUUAGAGUUUUGUCUGUUUAGCGGUGCUGGGGAUUGAUCCAGAGCCUAGCAUGUGAAAGUUAAGUGCUGUACCUUGUUAUAGCCCAACUCAGACUUCUUUUUUGUUUGCUUGGUUUUGUUUUUUCCAAGACAGGGUUUUUCUAUGUGACCCUGGCUGUCCUCGAACUCAGAGAUCCACCUGCCUCUGCCUCCCAAGUUCUGGGAUUAAAGGCGUGCUGCCAACACCUGGCUCAGCCUCAGACUUGUAAUUUUAUUCCUUUUCUUCAUACCAUUGUAUUCCUUUCACCCCGUUAGCAUGUUCACACUAUUCGCCAUCCUCUCAUGUGUCCUUCCCCUUCUAGAAACUCUAAGGAGCAAACACUGCUGUGCUCUGGAGAAGGUUAUUUCUCUGGAAGUUUUUGUUUGUUUGUUUUGUUUUGUUUGUUGUUGUUUGUUUGUUUUUGGUUUUUUGA